AUGGAUUCAAAAGAGAAAGAAAAGGAGUCUCAGAAAAAAAGCGGGGUCGACUAUUCUUUUCCGAUAUCCGAAUACGCGAAGCAGCUGGAUUUUCCAGUCAGAGAUCGAUAUUUACAGAAAAUAGCGGCAAUUGGAAUUGAUCCAGUUUUAGUCGAAGGGAAGGACUUUAAGCCGUACUGUUUGCCUCCUGUUGAAUCCACAGAUAUUUUGUGUUAUCUUGUCUUGGAGACACGUUUCUACACUCAGAAACAGUUUAAAGCUUUCCGAAGUCUUGAAGCAUAUAACCAAAUGGUCUCUGGUUUUAUCGCAAGCGUGCAAGGCCACAUAAUCGCCGACAAGUUUCUUGUUUUAGCAAAGGUGAGACAUUCCCAGCGUAUGAACGACUCUCUUAUUUCAUGUUGGGUUAUCAUGGAAAGAGAAGUAACAAUUUUGUUUGCACACUGCUUAGGUUGCAAGGCUGGCGAAGUCCAAGUCCAACACUUCUCUCUCAGCAGAGGAAAAGGUGCAGGCAGAAUCGAUUAGAUUCUUCCCACACUUCCUCCGCUUGGCUUCCUCCCUGAAACAAUGAAAGUUAACAAAAUCACUCUGCGCAAUUUUGUAUCUGAGAUUAUAUUGAUUUCGAUCUAUUUCGGUUCGGAGCCAACUCUGACCGGUAAAACUCGCCUCACCCUGUUAUCGCGGCUUGGUCUCUGGCGUUUUCUUGCGCAUGCGUUUUAGACAGUUUAGUGGAUCUACAUAAAGUGUCCUCUUAAUCUGUCGGUUAAUUCCGUUACUACUAGCAAAGAUCAUAAUAUUUCUGUUUUUAUUUUCUGUUCUUGUUAUGCUCAAUCAUGGAGCAUUUUAAUUUAUCCUUUAUCUUUUCCAAAUUUUUUUAAUUAUAAUUGUUAUCUUCUUUUCGCGGAGCUUUAAAUUGAAAGAAAUGUAAUGGAUUUAAAUGUCUUCUAAAGUUAAUUAACGAUACGUAAAGUCAAGGGUUUUUUAACACACUCGGAUAAAAAAGGAACUGGGAAUAAUAGUUUGAUUCUUGUCUCAGAAAAACAUUUGCUAAUUUUUUACGCCUGUUCCCAAAUAUAAUGCAAGUUCUCAAUUUAUCGGGAGGAAUAUUCUCGAGACAAGAAUGUGAAAUUGUUCUUUGUUCCACAACCGCGCCCUAAUCAAUCAUCUCCGUUAAUUUAUCACUGUUUAACAAACAAGUGCAAAUACAUUCUGAGUAAACCCAUGGCAUCAUGGGAUCUCUUUAAUCUGUUUUAAAUCCCAAAGAAGCAUAGUUGAUAACGUUUACGUCAUCUAUGCGUUUACACCAUAACUAACAACCUAUCAGAAUGCGUGUAUGAUUCAGCUUAAUUUAUAAAAGCAAAUAGUCUUUGCAAACUCACGUGCAAAGAGAAGGACUCGAUUUGUCCACGACGAAUAUUUGCCGGAAGGUCCUUGCAAAGGCGUUUGCUUCAGUGACGAAAGAACUGGAACAAAGCAAUAAUGCUACUGACGAGGACGGUAUUAGAGCGGGGCCUUCAGAACAUUCUUUGCUGUCAAAAUUCUUGUCUACAAAAAUAAAUGGCAGACUUGCCUGCACGCAACUGAAGUGCUCGUGGCUUUUACCUACCUACGUCAAACAAGUGGAAUAUGAAAAGGUGCGAGAAAUAAACUUUACAUCCGCAAGGAAAAUGAAAAACGAUUUAGAUGCCAAGAUUGAGAACCUCUUCAAUGUUUCCAGCCCUGAUAACUCUGCUAAAGGAAACGUGUCAAAGGAGAUCCCUGUUCCCUCAAAACCGGAAAUGGAUACCUUUUAUGCUAAACCUAGUAAGUCUAGUAGCAAGCCCAUCGCUCUAAGCUUAAUACCCGAGUAUGCAGACAGCUAUAUCCUCAAAAGUCGCUGCGUACCUACAAUUAGCGAUCUGUUUGAUAAGAAGUACCUCGCUCUGAGUUAUCCUGAGUUAUUAAAAGCUUGUCAAGAGGUAGAUAUUAAGAUUACAAAAGAACAAAUCUUACAAGCACAAGCGAAGGGUAACAGUUUCUUCAGACAUAGAGCUGGAAGAAUCAGGGCCUCCCAGAGUAAGGCUGCUUGUCAGACAAAUCCAGCCAUGCCCUCCCAGUCACUCAUUCAGUCUAUCUGCUAUCCUGAAUUAAAUAAACUGAACACCAAAGCUAUAAUUCAUGGGUGUCAACAUGAACAGGAAGCAAUUAGUGCUUAUGAAGAAGGAACAUAUCAACUUCAAAAUUGAGAAAUGUGGCCUUAUGAUAAACGAAGAAUAUCCAUGGCUGCAUGCAACUCCCGAUUUCUUAUGUUCAUGCGACUGUUGUGGAGAAGGGUGUGGCAAGGUGAAAUGCCCCCUUUGCAUUGAGAAUUGUGAUUUUGAUAACUAUGUAAUGAAACCAUCUUCCUGUCUGGAAAAAAUAGGCACUGGAAAUUUCAGUUUAAAGACAAACCAUCAGUAUUAUUGUCAAGUACAACAACAGUUGUUUACACGCAAGAGGCUAUAUUGUGACUUUAUAGUGUGUGCAUUUGGACAUGUGGGAGAGGCAAAGCUAGUAACACAAAGGCAUUUCCCUGACAAAGAUCAUUGGGAAGCCGUUUUACCUAAACGGACCAGGUUUUGGAGGACUUGCAUAUUACCCGAAGUUUUAGGGAGAUGGUACACUAGGAAACAUGACUUUGGUGAUGUUAAGCCAAUGGAAGCCCAUUCUGUUUGCUUUUGCCGAACUGUGACAGCUGAAGACACAGUAAGCUGCUAUAAUGCUAAUUGUCCUAUUUUGAAGUUCCAUUUGUCAUGCUUAGGUAUUUGCAGCAUACCUAAAACAUGGUACUACCCCAACUGCAGAACACUGCCUGAAUUCAAAUGCACAAAGAAGUCCACUCAAGCUGGCAAGAAACAUGUAGCACCUUCAGAUGCCCUUAUCUUGGAUUCUAUUUGUGUUUGCAAAAAGAAGCCAAGUGAAACUGAUAAGCUCUUAGAAUGUCACAAUGAAGGUUGUAAGAAUGGCAGAUUCUUUCAUUUGGCUUGCGUAAAUCUUAAACGUAUGCCAAACACCAGUAAAACAACAUGGGUUUGUCCAGCUUGUAAACCUGUUAAACAGAAGAGUUCCAGUACUGAAGAUGGAGUGAAGUUUGUAAAAGAGGUGAAAAGUAAAACCCCCAUUGAAAAGUACAAGCAAUAUGCCAAACUGGGGCAGGCAGAAUAUGACCUUAUCAUGUCACCAACAGGAUGGUUAGAUGGUACAAUAAUACAUGAGGCUCAAACCAUCUUACGGCAAGUCAAU
Molecule: messenger RNA, 3258 nt
Organism: Pocillopora meandrina
Lineage: Eukaryota; Metazoa; Cnidaria; Anthozoa; Scleractinia; Pocilloporidae
Source: the annotation of a GenBank genome assembly